This is a messenger RNA of Electrophorus electricus (electric eel), 811 nucleotides long. It is a transcript of the gene urad, whose product is annotated as ureidoimidazoline (2-oxo-4-hydroxy-4-carboxy-5-) decarboxylase. NCBI's taxonomy places the organism in Eukaryota, Metazoa, Chordata, Actinopteri, Gymnotiformes, Gymnotidae. Gene Ontology annotation, molecular function: 2-oxo-4-hydroxy-4-carboxy-5-ureidoimidazoline decarboxylase activity. Gene Ontology annotation, cellular component: peroxisome. The record is from RefSeq and is a predicted model, not a curated record. Gene Ontology annotation, biological process: allantoin metabolic process; urate catabolic process.
ACAUUACCAAUACUGCAUGAUACUAUGGACAUAUGUGCUGUAAACGUUCUCACAUACGAGGAAUUUUUGGAAAUAUUUGGUAAUGUGGUUGAGAAAUGUCCCCUUAUUCCGGCGGCAAUAUGGACACACCGUCCGUUCUCAAGUCUCGCUGAAAUAGAGGCUCACAUAUCAGAUUUUAUCGACAGUCUGUCCCAAUCAGGUAAAGAGGGCAUUCUCAGGUGUCAUCCCGAUCUUGCUGGCAGGGACCACCUGAGUGGGACGCUGACGCGUGACUCGCAAGAAGAGCAGCGUGAAGCCGGCAUGACCACGCUGGAGCACGCAGAGCUGUCGCGCUUGACUCGCCUGAACUCCGCGUACAAGGAGCGUUUUGGCUUUCCGUUUGUCAUCUGCGCACGGAUGAACAGUAAAGCUGCCAUUAUGCGUCAGCUGGUCGAACGCCUUGAAAACUCGCGUCCGACGGAAACAAAAAGGGCCAUCGAAGAAGUGAAAAAGAUUUGUCACUUGCGAAUACGCUACAUUGUGCUGUCUGACGUUCCAAACAAGCUCUGAGCGCAGGUGAACUCAUUUGGUUGGACAAUGUCAGGCGAAAUCAUGAACGGAGCUUUUCCGUUCUGUGUGCUUGCUUUUGAUUUCACAGUAUCGUCCGCAAUAUCCUGACUGUAGUAGCCAAGCAAAAUAAACUCAUAUGAUGCGUAAAACCUCAUAAAAAGAUGCAAAGCAAUAGUAAAUUUAUGUCUGAAAGUUGUCUUAUCUCUUAGGUAUCAAACAAGACGUUUUUUGCCCGUCGUGUAUAUGCCUAAUGAAAACUGUU